Molecule: messenger RNA, 3269 nt
Organism: Prinia subflava (tawny-flanked prinia)
Lineage: Eukaryota; Metazoa; Chordata; Aves; Passeriformes; Cisticolidae
Exons: 17
Coding region: 270-1709 (479 amino acids)
Cellular component (GO): precatalytic spliceosome
Molecular function (GO): zinc ion binding; single-stranded RNA binding; double-stranded RNA binding
Source: RefSeq, a predicted model, not a curated record
GGGAGCCGCGGCCGCCCCGUCCCCGUCCCCGCCCGCCGGCGCCGGGCUCUGGGCCCGCGGUAGCGCCCCGUGCCGUGCCGCGGCCCGGCCGCGGCUCCCCCGGCCCUUCCGUGCUUCUUCCGCGCCCGGCGUGACGCAGCUCCCGCCCACAAGCGGGUCGGUGGCGCCGGUGCAGCAGCGGAAGCGCCCUCCGCUGCUGCGGGCUCUGGACGCUGCCGCGCCCGGCCCGCCGCGUUUUCUCAAAGUUUUUUAUCAUCUGAAGAGGGACUAUGGACUAUGAAAAUCAAAGAAAAAAGCAAGUCAACCCCUUUUAUUGCAAUAUUUGCAAAAUCUGGUGUUCUUCUGCAUUAAACUUGCAGACUCACUUCCUUGGAGCAAAACACAAGACGAUUGAAGAGGCAUUGAAAGCUCAUGGCAUGCUUGAAACAGAAACUUCCUUAGAGAAGGAAGAGAAAACACCUGCAAAACCUCCUGAUUUUGUGCCACCUGACACAGAGAAGUUUUGUGGACCAGAGAUGCUUAAUGGACAGACAUUGGAAGACAAGCUUAAUACAUGUAAAGAUUCAGAACCUGCACUUGGACUUAAUUAUGUAAUAGAAUACCGAACAGAAGACAAUAUUCCUUUUCUCUAUGAAUGUCAGCUAUGCAACUGUAAAACAGGAUUGAGUAGCAUGUUCAUGCAUGUUUGUGGUUCCAGGCAUAGACUGGAAUACUUGAAACAACAUUAUCCAGAAAUAGCACUAUCUCGUGAAGUUAAGGGUAGAGGCUCUGAGCUGAACAAAAGAGUUAGGCGAGUUGGAUUAACAAUUGAGAAGCAAGAAGGAAGAAAACAAAUACAGGUUGUUAGAGGUGUUCCAACAGUGAGAAGGAAAUUGCCAAAAUUUUUCAGUGAAGAGGACAGCCCUUCCAAAGCUAAAGUUCAGCUUGUGGAUGCACCCUUUAGUGAACAAACAGAUGCAGAACAAACCGAUAAUAAAGAUGAGAAACUGACAGACCCUACCCAAGAUGAAAAUGAUGUUCAGGAGGAGAACGAAGAAAGGCAGAAAGAACAGGCAAAACCAGAUGAAAAGGUUGAACCUAAUAAUGCUGUUGAAAGCAGCGAAGACAACAACUCAGAAAGGUGUGAGACCAAUAAAGAAUUGGAGGAGGAAAACAAGGAAGCUCAGCAAGAAUUUACAGCAAAUCCUGAAGAAUUCAGUAGUCAAGAGGAACUGUUGGAUUAUUUGCAAAGUUUUGAAAUACUGAAUGAAGAUGAUGCUUCAUUUAUCCUGAAAGUUACACAGACUCUCACAAGUGCACUGGUGGAAUAUCGUCAGCAGGCUGCAUCAAACGGAGGCUGCUUAGAUGCUGAAUAUAAUGGAGAAACAGCACUCGAAUAUUCCACAGAACAGCCUGGCCCGACUCCAGCAGAUAUCACUGACUCUGGCACUGACUACUCAAGCAGCCAAUCAGCUAAGCAGUUCUUACCAGCCAAUGAAGCUGAACCCCAGGACUUUUCAACUGGCUCUUGGGAAGUAGCAUUUGAGAACAACAUCACGACUGAAUUUUUGAACAGUGUAAGAAACAUGAAUGCUGAGGAAAUUGCUGCCACCCUGCACAAAAUAGCAGCAUCAAAUCCAGCUUUCAGAGGAAUUGAUAUACCGAAUGUUAUAAGGAUCCUGACUGAAAGUGGAACUCUGAAGGGACCAAGCAAUGGCAGCACACAGUGACAUGGUACUUAAUAAAUAUAGCAAUGUUUACUUUCUGUAACUUUGUUGUUUUACUUCAUUUGACCUCAGUGGAAUUUUUUUGUUACAUUUAAGUUUUGUACAAUUUUUUUUAAAUUAAAUUAAUGACUUGGUUUUGAUAAUGUUAUUUAUUUCUCCAUUUAGCUGAAAGCUCUGUAUUGUGGAAAGGUUGUAAAGCUCAUGUUUCCAUGUUAAAACAGCUUUUUAAAAAAGGUAACUCAUUUUCUUCAGUAUUAUUAAAUACUGUACGUUGACAGUCUGAUGUUUUCUUAUGUUGGUUCUUUUACAAAGAAUUAGCAGCAAAAUGAGCUACUGCACUUAGCAGUAUAAACUCAUCCUACAGCAAAUUCUUGGAGGUCAUUCCCUGUGGCUGCUGGGAUUGACUAAAAAGCCUUUAUAAUCAAAAACUCUUUCCCAUAUAAGGGUUAUGAACAGGUCUCCACAUUUUUUUCUUAAUAAGAUUAAAAAUAAUAAUAAAAAGUCAGCGCUGUCAGUCUCGUGCUGAGAUGAGAAGCGCUUGGAUGAUAGUUGAUUUAGGGAGCAUGGAAGCUUCAGCAAAGUUAGUAGAAGUUAGGUAUGUAGGUAUGUUUUGCAAAUUUAGAGAUGUAUCCCAACAAGUGUAACCAGGCUCUGGCUAAGAGGCACUCUCAUAUGGUGGCAAAAGUAUCUUUUGUCUCUUGUCAUUAUGAGAGUGAAAUGAAAGCUGGCUUACACUGUUCUUCAGGCUCCUUUAACAGGAACCUUUUUCCAACUAAAGUAGUACUGGUUCUGAAUGUACAUGUCUAUAUAUUAAUGACUUCUACUUUUGUAGGAGGGUGAAAAAACGUUUUGAAUGGUUAUAAAUUAGUUUGCUUGGGAAAGAAUAUUUUUCUAAAGUGAAGCUGUGUGAUUAUAAUUCACUUCCUGCUUGUGGUGCUGGGUAGCAUUCAGUGGUUCUAAUUAAAGCUUUUCAGCUUUGCAGCCAAAAACUGGUAUAAUCUAGAUAUGCUGGGGCCAGAUGGCAAAUGAACUUUCUUGUGUUAACUUACAUUUUUUUUGAGAUCUGGAUGGAAUUUGAGAAUCCUACUCCUGAUGGUUUCACAUCUUCGUACCAUGGAAUGCAAGAUGCAGUGAAACUAAGGUAAUAAAGAAAGCAGCAACAGAAAUUGUGAGUUUUAUUAUGUGAGCAGACCCGGGAAGGAAAACAGUUCACAGACAAAUUAAAAUACUGUUUUAAAGAAACUCUGAAGAAUUUCUGGAAUGCAUCUAAUCUGUUCUUAUCAGAGGAAGAGAUGGAACCAGAGUUCUUACAGUUCAUUUACUCUGUUUAGGAACAGUGUUAAUGCCUGCUUAAUGAAGAUGACCUUAAUCAUAAAAAUUCUGAAAAUAAAAAUAGAAAUAUCUUUUUCCUGUUUGUUUUCAAUGUGCAGAACAAUCUUUGUAUUAAAAUAAUAAAAUCAGAAUAGUCAGUUGUUGUAAAUGGCCAUCACUGAGACAGCUUCUUUUUCUUCUUACUGUGGAAUCAUUCCAAGUGGAAAUAAAGUUACAAUAAAGUUGAAAUAA